Messenger RNA from Plasmodium fragile, 3453 nucleotides. RefSeq lists its product as uncharacterized. Bases 1 to 3453 code for a protein of 1150 amino acids. Gene Ontology annotation, molecular function: polynucleotide 5'-hydroxyl-kinase activity. The transcript has a single exon. The record is from RefSeq and is a predicted model, not a curated record. Gene Ontology annotation, cellular component: nucleus. Gene Ontology annotation, biological process: cleavage in ITS2 between 5.8S rRNA and LSU-rRNA of tricistronic rRNA transcript (SSU-rRNA, 5.8S rRNA, LSU-rRNA). Lineage: Eukaryota; Apicomplexa; Aconoidasida; Haemosporida; Plasmodiidae.
AUGUGCAGUUCCGAGGACUACCUCAAGUGCCGUCUGCACUUUGAGUACAACCUAAUCGAGUCACACGACACGGUAAAAAAGGUCAGGGAGGGUCACGAGUAUACGUUCGUACACACGAAAGGGGGAGAUGAAGAGACGUGCAAAAAGAAGAUAUACUUGUUGGGGUUAAAUUAUGACGAGUGGAUUUUCCUGCGCGGGAACUUCCGCUUUCGCCUUUUAAGGGGGUUGGCGAAAUUUAACGGGCAGGUAAUGAAGCCAUCGGACAGAUACACAAAUGUGCGCAUACCGGACUUUUACCCCUUGUUCAAACUUGUGGCCCUGAAUGGAAGUAACGUUAAAUAUGAGAACAACCGAUUUGUCUUUUUUGCAAAGGAUUCUAAAGGUUGCAGUAGUGAUUGUUGCGGGGCAGAGGCGAAGAGGGAAGAGAAGGCCACUAACCAAAGCGAUGCAGCACAAAGAGGAGAUGAAAUGGGGGUAAUCGAUACGGACAUAACGCAAACGAGGGGCGAUUUAACUGAUUCGAAACAAAAUAGGGAAUCCAAUGGAGGCUCCAAUACGUGUUCCCACACAUGUAAACAGAAUUGUUGCCUGAACGAAUGUAGCAAUAAGAUAUUGCAAAAUUAUUUGUAUGGAUUGAAUAUUUUAAAAAGGGAAAAUGGUAAGACGAAAGAAUUCUACGAAUAUGUGGUGAACGCGGACAGAUAUGAUAUUAGCACUCUAGCGAGUGUGCACAUGAUGGAUUCCAUAAGCACAAAUAAUUUGGGGGAAAAGUACCCUAUCAUUAUUGCCUUUGAGAAAAAGAAAGAUUUUCUUUACCAUUUCGCGAAUAAACAUUGUGGGAAGGAGUUCAAUCUGUCUAACUCACAGCACAAUAAUAUCCCGUAUAUUGACACCUACCAAGUGUCCUACAUUUUGAAGGAGUUCCUGCGCUACAUACGGAUCUGGAAGAAGUACCUGGUGCGGGACAUGUUGGCGAGGGCAGAUGAUCAGGGGAGCGACCAUGAUGGAAUAGAGACCAACCCGGAUGGCAGGGAGAACGACUACCGCUAUGACAAGAGGGGAGACCACCUCAGCGUACCACAUGAAGGAGACGAUAACGUGGUUGAAAAUGAAGUGUUUGAACCACAGGAGGAGCGCACGAUGGACGCAGUCGCAAACGCAAUAACGGAAUUGCCCGCAUUGGCCAGAUUGACCAAAAUUGAAUCCUGGGAGUUCUACAAAAGGAACAGAAUAAACAGCAGGAUUCACCAGUUUGAUUACCCAUACUACAAAAGAGAGAGAGAUAUGAGCAACAUAUUUAGCAUAAUGAUCAUGGGAAACAAGGGGAAGGGAAAGAGUCUCUUGGUUAUGAACUUGGUAAAUAAUUUAUUAAAUUUUCACGAAGAAGUAUAUCUGGUAGACAUUGAUGUGGGACAACCGAUAAUAGGAAUAAGUGGCUUUCUGUCCAUAUAUAAAAUAAAGGGCCCGUUAAAUAAUUAUAAUUUUUUUGAGAAAAAAGCCAAGUGUAUUAAAAAAAUAUUUUUUGGAGGAUGCUCCAUCGGGGAAAAUAUAAAUUAUUACAUUGAGUGUCUGGAAUACUUGUACUUUUACUUAUUCCAUAUUUACUUUGAGAAAAAGAAGAACAAAAGAAGAGUAACCAAUAAAAUGAACGAGUGCUGCUAUCCUGUCCUAAUUAACACCUUCGGAUGGGUCGAAAAUAUUGGGUUGCUCCUUUUAAAUUUAAAUAUCUAUCUGAGCAAUUGUAAUUUUAUCGUUCAAAUUGAUUCACUAAAAUGUGAAGAAAAUGUAAAGAGCAAAUUGAGCAAAGAAGAAUUUGUGUCCUACUUGUUUAAUGAUUUUCUGCUGAUUAGGCUAUGCAGACGAAACGACAUCUAUGCCAUCUUAAAUUUGAACAAUAAAAAUGUGUCUCUAAUUUCGGAGCCGCAUUCCCUCUUUAACGUUAUCAGUCAGUAUAGUCACCUGAAGGAACACAAUUUUUUAUUUCACAAAUUUGACAUGUCUUUCGAAAGGGAGAAAAUUAUUCACAAUAAUUUUUGCCACAACAGGGAAGGCAAUAAUUUUAAAGAGAGAGACUGCCAAGCGCAUGUGAGGGGUGUUAACAACGUGGAUGUGAAUAUCGGUCCACGGGGAAGUAAUGACUUCAAGGGGGAUGGCCAUCCCAGGUACAGUAACAAAGAGGUGGAUGAUAAAGGGAAAUAUAAAAGGAUGGAAAACCAAAGUGGUACGAACAAUUACGAAAUGCAGUUCGAAAGUGAGCACAAGUACGACUAUUUAAAAAAAAAAAUGAGGUUUUUUUUUGGCUGGAAUUGUGUCAGGGUAAUCAAUUUUGUAAGCUAUGAAAAUAUUCUAUCGCAUGCCAAUAUGAAUCAGAUACUGCACAGAUCGGAAGAAUGUUCCAUCCAAGCAAAAAGAUUAAGGUGGUUUCGUAUUUUUUGUCACUUUUUUUACAAGUUUAAGAAGAUAAUUUUUUAUUCCUACAGCCCCUCGUUUGGCAGCACCUUGAGGGAUCGCUAUCGCCAUUUGGGUAAUUUGUCCGAUGGGAAUUCGCAUCGCAAUUCGCGUCGCAGCGAGAUUGUUGGUGAAGUGAAAGAGCAAGCAAUGUUACACCAUCAAGGAGACCCCCCGGAAGACAAAGCAGCCCUCGUGGAUGAGAGCCUCCUAACUGGAAAGAAGCUGUCUACAAAUGAUAAACCCUUGGAAGAAAUAUGUCAUGACAAAGUUAGGCACACCGUGAGUGAAUGCGAAGGAGAACAAACCAAAGUGAUAACGCAGGAAUGUUCGACCCAGAUGUAUAAAACCCCUCAACGCAACGGACCACUGUUCAACUGUGCCAUUUUUAGUUUGAAGAAUAUUAAGUUGAGCAGCUUAAUUUUUAAUAGGUAUUACUUUAACUUAUUUCCACAUGGAUAUUUCAAUGCUAGCAGGUUCUUCUUUAACAAUAUCAUAUGCCUGUGUAUGGAUGUGAAUGUGGCGAGCAGUGCAUCCCGAAAUAAACGGAAAAGGGACGGCAUUCAUGGGGAGUUAGUAGGGCACUACGGAAUGGGGGAGAGAUGUGAAGACAAUCUGGAAGCCAACAGGGUGGAUUAUUACAUCGAUCGGUUAUACAUAAAUGCAGAUUUUAAAAAUGCAAAUCCGUUCAUUAAGGAGGAGUACCUGAGGGAGAACAAUGUCCAGUUAGUUCCCCUGUGCGCGAAUUUCACUUGUCUGUUAACAGCAUAUGUGAAACUAAUUGAUAAUAUGAGACUCAUCAUUUAUCUACCCUUCUGGUUUCGGCAGUUUGAUGUACUUGCUAGUGUUGAUACCUUUGUUGCUGGCACGCAGAUUGCCCCCAGGUAUAUGGACGACAUGAUUAAUGAGUACUUAUUUUAUUAUGAUGUGGUUACCGAGAAGGGGGUUGAGAUGAUGGACGCCUCCCAAAUGGGCAGUCCCACCGAGGGGGGCCCAGCUUGUUGA